Messenger RNA from Closterium sp. Naga37s-1, 1371 nucleotides. The record is from the annotation of a GenBank genome assembly. NCBI's taxonomy places the organism in Eukaryota, Viridiplantae, Streptophyta, Zygnematophyceae, Desmidiales, Closteriaceae.
AUGCAGGGAGAGGGAGGAGAAGGGGGGGGGGGCGGGGUAGGGGCUGUGCAUGGGGCCGCAGAUGCGCGUGCAGAGGGCAGCAGGGCGCAUGGGGCGCACAGGGCAGCAGGGCAGAAGGGCGCGCGGGGCGCACAGGACAACAGGGCGCGUGUGGCGCGCAGUGCUGCAGGGCGCGCGGGGCGCACAGGGCAGCAGGGCAGCAGGGCGCGCGGGGCGCACAGGGCCGCAGGGCGUGCGGGGCGCGCAGGACAGGAGGGAGCGCGUGGCGCGCAGGGCUGCAGGGCGCGCGGGGCGCGCAGGGCAGCAGGACAGCAGGGCGCGCGGGGCGCGCAGGGCUGCAGGGCGCGCGGGGCGCACAGGGCAGCAGGGCAGCAGGGCGCGCGGGGCGCACAGGGCUGCAGGACAGCAGGGCGUGCGGGGCGCACAGGGCUGCAGGGCGCACAGGGCAGCAGGGCAGCAGGGCACGCGGGGCGCACAGGGCUGCAGGGCAGCAGGGCACGCGGGGCGAACAGGGCUGCAGGGCAGCAGGGCGCGCGGGGCGCACAGGGCUGCAGGGCGCGCAGGACGCGCAGGACAUCAGGGCGCGCGUGGCGCGCAGGGCUGCAGGGCGCGCAGGGCAGCAGGACAGUAGGGGGCGCGGGGCGCGCAGGGCUGCAGGGCGCACGGGGCGCACAGGGCAGCAGGGCAGCAGGGCACGCGGGGCGCACAGGGCUGCAGGGCAGCAGGGUGCGCGGGUCGAACAGGGCUGCAGGGCAGCAGGGCGCGCGGGGCGCACAGGGCUGCAGGGCGCGCGGGGCGCGCAGGGCUGCAGGGCGCGCAGGGCACGCAGGGCAGCACGACAGCAGGGCGCGCGGGGCGCACAGGGCUGCAGAUCCCCUCCCCCCACUGCUGCACCCGCAGCAGAGGGACGGAGGAGAAUGGGGGGGGGGGUGGGGGGGGGGGGGCGGUGGGGGGCUGGUGCUGCAGAUCCCUUCCUGCCACCCCCAUACCCCCCCCCCCCACUGCUGCACCCGCAUCAUGGGGAUGGAGGAGAAAAGGGGGGGGGGGAGGCGGAGGGGGCUGGUGCUGCAGAUCCCCUCCCCCCCACUGCUGCACCCGCAGCAGGGGGAUGGAGGAGAAGGGGGGGGGGGCUGGUGCUGCAGAUCCCCUCCCCCCCACUGCUGCACCCGCAGCAGGGGGAUGGAGGAGAAGGGGGGGGGGGCUGGUGCUGCAGAUCCCCUCCCCCCCACUGCUGCACGCGCAGCAGGGGGAUGGAGAAGAAGGGGGGGGGGGGGGGGGGGGGGGGGGGGGGGGGGGGGGGGCUGCUGGCUUGGUGACGAAGCUGAGCAGCGAGGCACUGGAGGUGCAACCACCCCCAACCGCCACUCCUGA